UAUCUGACGUCAUUUCCAUAGCUGCCAUAUUGAGUACGAAGUCUUGUGAAGUACGUUGAUUAGAAGUAAAAUGGAGCCGUCGGCUGAGGUUAGGAGCUCUACCGUAUCCUCAGAUUCUUCCCAAGAGAGUGGACAGACACUGAUGCAGAUUGAAGAGGCUAAAUUAAAAGCCAAAUAUCCAAACAUGAAAGCAGGAAGAGGAGGGGCCUCAGCUCUGUUACAAAAAAGAUUACACAAAGCGAAAUACUUUGACUCUGGAGAUUAUAAUAUGGCCAAGGCCAUAGUGAAUAAGAAGAAAGUCCUUGCCCCCCAACAAGCAGAGGAAACUAAACAGGCACUACUUCAGGAAGUUACUGGUGAUGAGAUUCCAACACCUGAUUCUGUCCCACACAGGAAGUCAUCCUUGGUGCAAAGUAAACUGGUAUCAACAUCAUGAGAAACAGCACUGAAUAUUUGGAACAUUUGUCAAUGCAGAGGCUGUGACAAUACAUUGCUGAUUACAAAUACACUGUCAACCUGUAUGUUUGAAAGCUUGUGUCAGUAAUAGAACAGCUUGCAGAGAACACCAAUAUAGAUGGAUGUGUUGUUACAUGGAAGACAUAAAAGAUGUUGACACAUAACUGGUUUUUACAUUUGUAUGUUACUUUUUCUUUCUCAUUCUGAACAGUACAUAUUGGAGAUUAUUUUGCAUUUUCAAAUAUGUGAAUGUUUACAAUUUACACAAUCUUCUUUAUUUGCUGCUUAUUUAGCAUUCUUCAUGAAUGACAUUGUAAGUAGUGGUCACAGAUGAUUACUUCACAGAUGGUACUUCACAAAGGAAAGAAUGUGUACCUUAGAAUAUAAUUUUUGUUGCAAUCCUUUAGAUGCCAAAGUAGUUUCACCAAUAAUAUCAUGUUGUAUAUCAUCCAUAUGUGCCCUUGUAUUAAUGUUCUUCCUAUGAGCAAGAAGUUAAAUAUCAACAUAUGAAAAAGUUCGGGCCUCAUUUGCAAGGAAAAAAAUCUUUAAAGGGCUGAGUGAAUGUUUAGGUCACAUUAAACUUCAAGUUGUUAUUUUUUGUAUUUUUUGAACCAAGGAUGAACAUUGUAAACAGUGUUUUAGGCAUUCUAUGAUGGGUCUAAUAUUGUAACAAUGAAGUAACAGGUCUGCAGACCACAAAAUAGUAAUGUUUCCCAUUAAGACUAAUGUAAAUGAAGGAUGUAGAUCAAAGGAUAGUUAAUGUUAUAGCCAAAGUUACAAAAUACAGUGCUGUUUUUAAAGUAUUUUCAUCCAAAAUUGCUAGUUGUUGAUAUGUCUCUUUAUAAGGGACGUCAUUUACCUGUUAUGAGAUCUUGUUCUAAGUUGCUGUAAGAUACAGAUAUUAAGCAAUAGAUAAAUUAGGAAUGCAUCUUGUCUAUGAAAGAGGCUGGGCCAAAUUUUCUAGAGACAAAGGCCCUUUUCACAUCAAGCUAUAUACUUAAUUGAUCCAGUCUGGACUGGUCCACUUUGGGGGG
Molecule: messenger RNA, 1490 nt
Organism: Lingula anatina
Lineage: Eukaryota; Metazoa; Brachiopoda; Lingulata; Lingulida; Lingulidae
Product: alpha-endosulfine
Cellular component (GO): cytoplasm
Molecular function (GO): protein phosphatase inhibitor activity
Source: RefSeq, a predicted model, not a curated record